AUCACGUCACAAAUACGUCUGUUACGUGAACUCGGAAGUGUAGUUUUCAUACGCGUCUUGGAUCAUUGUGGCGCAGAGGCUUGAGCUGCUGGGGAUCAUUUUCUGGAGGUGAACAGGGGUCAGAGGUCAUGUUUCUAUGCUAUGAACCUGGUCCGCAAAUGCCUCAAACCCAGCCUGUCCAAACCACACCCUGCUACCACCUCCACUGGGAACAGGUCACCUCAAUCCAGCCCUCAGGUCCUCACCCAUGAUGCUUUGCUGCUGCCCCCUCCAGCUCCUGCAGAAGAGGCGGAGGAUGGUUACCUGCUGGUGGAGGAGGAUACCACCGACUCCAGCCUCGUCAUUACUAUGGAGGACAGCCAGCAGGUGAAGGCAGCGAGGAGGAGAGCACUGAGGAGGAGGAAGAGGAAACUGACUGAGGAAGAAGAAGAGGAGGAGAAGGAGGUGGGAGUAGAGGUGGAGAUUGACAGACAACUGGACCAAUCACUGGAGACAAAGUCUAAACAACACAACCUGACUACAGUGAAUGUCAGAAACAUCAUCCACGAGGUGAUCACUAAUGAACAUGUGGUGGCCAUGAUGAAAGCUGCCAUCAACGAGACCGAGGCCGUCCCUCCAUUCGAGCCCAAAAUGACUCGAUCCAAGUUUAAAGAAGUGGUGGAGAAAGGAGUGGUGAUUCCAGCCUGGAACAUUUCUCCCAUCAAGAAAACCAGUGAUGUCAGCAAGCCUCCUCAGUUCGUGGACAUCCCUCUGGCUGAAGAAGACUCCUCUGAUGAAGAAUAUCAUCCUGAUGAGGAAGAGGAGGAUGAGACGGCUGAAGAUACGUUCCUGGAGAGUGACCUGGAGAACUCAGCUUCAUCUCCCAGAGGAUGUCGACUGAACAGGGUGGAGGAGGACAGCUGCAGCCCCUGGCAGGCUUCUCGGUGCCGAUCUCGAUGUUAUAGGGAGAGGUCUGUCUCAAUGGGCCCUCCCCCUCCCCCCAAAGCCCCGCUCCCCAAGGCAGUGACUGACAGCACCUUUCUGGAAAAGCUUCAUGCUGUGGAGGAGGAGCUGGCUGUGUGUAUGGAGCCCUACCAGCCUAUGUCGGAGUCUGAGCAUGAGGUGGGUCUGAUGGCGUACCGGACUCGCUCCAAACGUCCUCUACGUGACGUCCCGCUGGGCCGGCUGGAAGCAGAGCUACGAGCCCCUGACAUCACCCCUGACAUGUACGACUCCAGCUCUGGCCAGGAGGACAGGGAGUGGACUGGUUGGCUGAGAGGUCUGAUGAGCUCAGACAUGGAUAACGAAGAGGAGUGUGAUGACGAAGAUGAUCCAGAGUACAACUUCCUGGCUGACAUCGAUGAACCCGACCUGGAGGAUUACCGUGAUGACAAGGCUGUCCGCAUCACCAAGAAGGAGGUGAACGAGCUGAUGGAGGAGCUUUUUGAAACGUUAAAAGAAGACCUCACUGGACAGGAAGUGGAUGAUGAAGGCCACGAGGAGGAGGAGGAGGAGCCACACACUGUUCAGACACCCACACCUGAGCAGCAGCACAACACAGGACUGUGUGAUGGUGAGGCCGAGGACGAACCAUACACAGAGCUGCGUACCGUGAAGCAGCAGCUGGCUCUGAUCAGGAAGAGAUGUAUACACUGCAACAUUCACUGUAACACACACACACCCUGUCCUGAGCCGUACACACUGAAUCUGAACCGACAGCAGAAGAUCAGACUGCAGCAGCAAGUCCAGCAGCACGUCCAGCUGUUGACUCAGGUUCACCUGUUGACUUCACCUGUGGCCAGACUUCACAGUGAGGCUGAGACCACCAGACAGUUCCUGUUUGAGUUGGACGUGUUGGCUCAGAGAGCCGAGCUGCUCGUGUCUUCAGCCCGUCCUGGUUUCUGCAGCCUUUUCAGAGCCUCCAACCUGCUGGGGGCAUUACAGCUACUGGAGGAGCUGCGACAGUCCCCCAUCAGCUACCAGCCACAGCACCACUCACCUGAUGCCAGAGGACGCAUGCGUUGUUACCCCAUCAUGCCAGCUGAACUGGCCUGGAUCUUCGCCACUCGUCCAGUCUUCCUCUACCCAGGGCUGCUGCCCUGUGCCAGUCUUGACCCGGCUCUCUACUGCCCCCGCAGGACGGCCGCAUUCACUGCAGCUGAGGACUGCCUCCUGGUACUUGGCCUCAGGAACAUGGAGGGGUCAUGUGACCCAACCAAGCUGGUGUCUCAAUUCCUGUUGAGGAAGACUCUGGUCCAAGUCCGGCGGAGAAUCCUGCAGUGCUGCAGACCUGGUUUUCCCGACAAUAUUGUCAAGGCCUUCAGGUAUCAGCAGGUUGUGUGGCCGAUGCCGGUGGCCUGCAGCCCUGUUGACCCGGCUGAGCGACGCCCCCCAGUGGAGAGAGAGGAGCGUGUCAUGCCUCUGUGGCUUGUGAGGAGCCUUCCUGUCAUCUACCCAACUAUCAAAGACUACAACAGCCCACCUGGCACCACCUCACAGGCCCCACCCCCCUGCAAGUUGGGUCGACCCCGUCAGAGUCACCUGACCUUCCUUCGCUCCGCCUCCAACACCUACAGCUACCCCCCAGGGACAAGAUACCCGCUCCGCCUCCCCAAAAACCUUGAUUUCAGACGCAUCGGCUUUGUUCAGCUGCAGCAGCCCCUCUCCUCUGAUUCCCCUGACUCCUCCCUAUUACCUGAUGGACAGACAGACCCUUCCUCCUCACCACUUCACAAACCCUGCUCCCCCCGAGAUAUCAGCAUCACCACCUCCACUGUCUCCAUGGCAACCACAGAGCAAAUUAGACGCCACUAUCAGACUCUCGCUGCUCUGAGGAGGAGGAAGAGGAGUGAGGAAGACAGACUGACCAUGCCUUCUCUGGUUGAGGUGGGUAAUAAUGUCAUCAGAAUGAAUGAAGAAGAGGAGGUGCAAAAGGAGGAAGAUGAAGAAGAGCAGGGAGAGGAGAGCAAGGUCCUCUUGGCUCUGUCUGAAUCAUCAUCCAGUGCUGCAGGAAGUGUCACCCAUGAUGACCUGGCCAACUCUGAGGAGGCAGAGUCAGGGCAUGAACAGGAAGUGACACUGACUCCAUCGAGCGCAUCAGCAGCAGCAAAAGGAGAUGACGAUGACGGAGGGACGUCUUCAGAUGAAUCCAGAGUGUCACUACUCCAGCCGCAGCAGAAGCUGUUUUCAGAAGGUACUGAGGAUGAUGAAGAUGAGCAGUGGUCUGAGGAUGUGGCAUUUGCUCAGGAUUACCUGCACAGAGUGUGUGAAGCGGUGCAGGUGUCUCCUGGCCUCUCUGAGCAGCUGCUGCAGUUGCUGGAUCAAUUUUCAGCCGCGGGGCACCUAGGGCCCUCGGGGGGGCCCGAGCUUCUCUAUGCCGGACUGAGCAGCAUGCUGCAGCCCUGGCCUCAGCUGCUCCGAGACUUUGCCGCCUUCCUGAACCAAGGACAGGCCCGUCGCUGUGGACUGCUGUUGGAGCAGCAGUUGUUUGAACGCAGCCGGCGGUUUCUACGGCGAUUGUGGCAGAGACUGGGAGAAAGCUCCUCCCUCUACCAACAGGUGGUGUCAGUGCUACAACGAAGUUCCACCCCCCCACCUGAGGACAUGGACAAGAUCUUGACUCUUCUCAAACCCCACCCUGACCUGCAGGAGGAAUUCUGGGAAUUUUUCCAGCAGCUUCACUCCCGCUCAUCAGAAUCAAGCUCAUAUAGCACAGAGAUAGAUUCUUUUUUCCAGAAUACUCCUGAGAGGAACAGGAAGAGAAUUGACCAAGAGAGAGAGACAGGAGAAGAAGACGAGGAUCGACCAGUUUGUGCUAAAAAUGUCUUGAUGACAUCGACUGGAGAAAAAGUCGUCAUCUGGACCCGGGAGGCAGACCGUGCCAUCCUGACAGCCUGUCAACAGAAAGGAGCCAGUUGGAAAACAUUCCGACAGGUGUCUGCCCAACUGGGAAACAAGACCACCCAACAGGUGAGUCUUCGUUUCCAGGACCUGAUGAGUCUUUUCCACUCAAAAAAGUCUCAAAAACCCAGUUCCUGUUUCUCAGAAGGCCAGCCAAUCAGUAGACCAGAACCAGCCCCGGACUGAAGGCCGGCCCAAUCACAGAGAUGUCUGUAAACAACCAUGGCCUGGACUUCAGAGCAGAGACUUUGAUCCAGAUCAGCUGCUUUGGGCUCAAACCUGCAUGGUUCAGGCUCCAUUAAAUCUCCUGAAAUGGACGAGACUCUAUAAGAGUUUCAGACUGUUCUGGGUUCAGGAGCCUUGCUCUAGAAUCUGUACUCUUGAUUCUAGAUUUUUUUGUUCAGAAUGAAAGAUGGAUUGUUCAGUUAUUGACCUUGUGGUUUAUACCCAGAAGGAUCAGAGUUCUUCAGCAGUUGGUUUCUUCUUUUGGAGCUUUGAGCUCACUCUGUGAAGACCAGUCAGAGUGCACCCUGAUUUUCAUAUAUAUUUUUAAGCAUUAUUUAAUGUUUUGCAUGAGCGCUGACCUCAUCAAGACUCCUCCCACAAUGGGCAUCAGUGACUGCACCAAGAGGAAGGAAACACCUCACCCAGCUUUGUAUUGAGUUUUAUCAUUUGUAUAUGUGAAUUUAUGUGGGCUGAUAUUUCCUAAUAUUAAAUAAAUAAUUAAGUACAACUUAAUGGUUUUUGAUUCAUUUUGGACAACUCAGCAUAUUCUGCUCCUUCAUUUUAUUAUUGUUUUUAUUUUUGUAUUUGAAUUAUGUUCCUAUAUUCCAUUAGUUUUCCCUUGAUGCACUGAAAUGAUCCCAAUCCCAUGAUUCCCAGUGGCUUUACGUAAGUGUUAGUGGAGGAUGUACCAAGGUGCUAUGAAGGUUUUGAUGAAAAUGUUUGGUUAUUCAUAUAGAAUAUGAAUAAAUGAAGGGCGACUGCUCUAAUAAAAUAUUUUUUACAUUUCCAAACACUUGGUAUUGAGUUUUAUCAUUUGUAUAUGUGAAUAUAU
This is a messenger RNA of Monopterus albus (swamp eel), 4936 nucleotides long. RefSeq names its product gon-4 like a (gene gon4la). Gene Ontology annotation, cellular component: nucleus. The coding region runs from base 142 to 4065 and encodes 1307 amino acids. The transcript is spliced from 27 exons. NCBI's taxonomy places the organism in Eukaryota, Metazoa, Chordata, Actinopteri, Synbranchiformes, Synbranchidae. The record is from RefSeq and is a predicted model, not a curated record. Gene Ontology annotation, molecular function: transcription coregulator activity. Gene Ontology annotation, biological process: regulation of DNA-templated transcription.